ACGACAAUGUCGGCCAUCACCGUUCUACAAGCCAACGGGACUGAAGUCAAUCAUAAGACAUUGGCUGGAAAGACACCAACCUUGAUCGAGUUGAACACUUCCCAGGAUGAUUGGGUAUAUCCUUAUCCAACCAAUUUCAAGAUACAUGAGCAUCCCCUUGACGAGAUCCGCGAGCUCAAGGUGGCUGUCAUUGGUGCCGGUCUUGCGGGCAUAAUUGCAGGUGCACUGUUACCUGCAAAGGUUCCAGGUAUCAAAUUAACCAUUCUUGAAAAGAAUGCGGACUUAGGAGGAACAUGGUACGAGAAUACUUACCCAGGAGUUCGCUGCGACAUUCCUGCCCAUGUCUACCAGGCGACCUUCUCUCCGAACACUGAGUGGACUGAGGAGUAUGCUCAAGGCUCGGAGAUCCGCAACUACUGGCAGAAUGUGGCCAAAAAGCACGACGUGUACUCGAAGGUCAAGCUACAGACCAAGGUCCUGGGCGCUUAUUGGGAACCAGAACGUUCACAGUGGAGGGUUGAAACAAAAGACCUCAAGAGUAAUGAGGAAAAGGUGGAACACUUCGAUUUCUUGAUUCCUGCGAUCGGCCACUUCAACGAAUGGAGAUUGCCAGAUAUCCCGGGCAUCGAUGAUUUUCAAGGUCACCUCAGGCAUUCAUCCAACUGGGAUCCCAAUUUCGACCCAAGAGGCAAGCGCAUAGCCACUAUUGGUAACGGAGCAUCAGGCAUUCAAAUCACUCCAGAACUGCAAAAAGUCGCUAGUCAUAUUGAUCACUAUGCUAGGAGUCGAACUUGGAUCGCUGGUUCCUUUAACCCUAAUGCCAAAGACAGACAAUCUACACCCAUGUAUAUUCCGCAUGAGCAGCUUGAGUCGUUUUCAGACCCCAAAGUCUACCUUGAGUAUCGCAAGAAGCUAGAAGGGUCGUUCUGGAGAAACUUCGAUGCCCAGCUCAGAGACUCUGAGACCAGCAAAACCUCCGCCCAGAACUUCAAAGAGUUGAUGCGCNAAAGAUUGGCAGAUAAAUCUGAGCUACUUGAACAGAUAUUGCCCGACUUCCCUCCGCACUGUCGUCGACUCACGCCAGGCCCUGGAUAUCUGGAGGCCUUGACAGAAGAUAACCUUGCCUUCAUCCAGACUCCCAUCUCACAUUUCACGAAAGACGGGGUUGUGACCAUAGAUGGAACACAUCGCCCUGUCGAUGCGAUUAUCUGUUCGACAGGUGCAAAUGUUGACUUUGCGCCUCCUUUUCCAAUCGUCGCUGGUGAAUAUGAUCUGUCCCGCGAUUGGCGACCAGAAGGAAAGUUCGGAUUCCCGUACACCUACAUGGGCGUUGCAACACCUGGCCUUCCUAAUCUAUUGCAGCUACAUGUCCCCCACUCGGUUGAGACGCAAGCAACGUACAUUGCUAAAGUCUUGCGCAAAGUCAGCAGUCAAGGCAUUGCGAGUAUUGUUCCUAAGAAAGAUGCCGCUGAUGCUUUUGUGGAAUACUGUGAUGCUUUCUUCCCUCGGACCAAUUUAUCCAGGAAGUGCAGCAGCUGGGCGAACGGCCGUCGUCCCGGUGGUAGGAUUCAUGGGCUAUGGCCAGGAAGUGCUGCGCAUCUGACCAACGUCAGGAGAGAACCACGCUGGGAAGACUAUGAGUACACCUAUCUCAACCCGGACAACAUAUUCGCCUACUGGGGCAACGGUGUGACCAAGAAGGAGUUUGAUCCGGAGAGCGACAUGACAUCUUAUCUGAGACUGCCUGAGGAGCUUGACUUGAGAGACUUGCAUGAGCGCUGGUGGGACUUGUGA
Aureobasidium musti is the source of this 1794-nucleotide messenger RNA. The record is from the annotation of a GenBank genome assembly. Lineage: Eukaryota; Fungi; Ascomycota; Dothideomycetes; Dothideales; Saccotheciaceae.